Molecule: messenger RNA, 2364 nt
Organism: Rotaria sordida
Lineage: Eukaryota; Metazoa; Rotifera; Eurotatoria; Philodinida; Philodinidae
Source: the annotation of a GenBank genome assembly
AUGGCAACUAAAAAUUUAAAAAUUGAAAAAGGAAAUUUUCUAUGGUUCAGACUCUUUGUCGAAGUUCUUAUCCAUAUGAAAGACAAUGCACGAGCGCAUCAUGAUCUAGUAGAAAUAUUGCGUAUGAACUAUCCUCAGUCGAACUUCGUUGCCGAUUUUAAUCAAAAUUAUACAGCUGAUAAAGCGAUUGAAUGGCUUACACGCGAUGACUCGUGCUUACUAAAAGAAUUAAAUAGAGCAUUGAGACAACAACAUUUAGAUCAUUUAUUUGUAUUUCGAUACGUUAUUAAUGAUAUUCAUCAACAACUUAAAACAGAACAUGAUAAAGAAAUAAAAGACAAAGAAAAAACUCUCACUUUAUAUCGAAGUCAAGUCAUAUCUGAGUUCGAAUUAAGCCAACUUCUUCAAGCAAAUACAGGUGAACUUAUAGCAAUUAAUAGUUUUAUGUCAACAUGGAGUGAUCGAAUGAAAGCUAUUGAUUUUCACAAAGAACAACAUCAUGUUGGUCUCAAACAUAUUUUAUUUGAGAUUGAAGUAGAUUAUACAAAAAAAUCGCGCCCUUUCGCUCAAAUAUAUGGAAAAGAACAAGAUUUAACAUUGUUUAUGCUUGGAUGUGUAUUUCGUAUUCGUUCAAUUAUGGAAGAUCAUACAUUUCAUUGUUACGUCAUGAAAAUUGAGUUAUGUAGUGACGAUGAUUGUGAUCUCAAAAAUAUAUUUGAUCACAUGACAAAAGAUUUCAUUCAACCUGAAACAGAUUUGAUUACAUUGGGUAGUUUAUUACAUAGAAUGGGAGAACUAGACAAAGCUCGUAAAUAUUUCCAGUUACUUUUACAUGAAUUAGAUGAAAACGAUCCUGAUCGUGCACAUUGUUUUGAUGGUUUAGGACAUAUCGAAAAUGAUCAGGGCAGAUUUAGAGAAGCAUUAAAAUAUUAUCAACAAGCACUUAACCUGCGUAUGAGCCAUAACUCAUCCCAUACAAAUCAUUCGCUUGUCGCUCUUAGUCACAUUCAUAUUGCUAAUGACUAUAAAGAUAUGGGAGAUUACAAUGAAGCAUUGCAAAAUGUGGAAAAAGCACGAACCUUUAUUCGACAGCAAAAUUUGCAAGAAGACCGAAUAAAAGAGGCUGCCUGUCACAUUAUUAUGGGAUCUAUUUUAUAUGAAAAAGCAAAGUGCAUCGAAGCUCUUGAUGAAUUCCAACAAGCCCUGGACAUAAAUAAACAACAAGGAAUUCCAGAUGAUCAUCCAGAUCGAGCAUCGAUCUUUCAAAAUAUGGGUCUAUGUCAUCUAACUUCCGGAACUAUAAUCCAUAAUCCUACUUUAGCACUUGAUUAUUGCGUACAAGCACUAAUCAUUCGAUUGAAUACAUUGCCUCAGAAUCAUCGUUGCACAGGUAUUACCUAUCGAUCGAUAGGCUUAGCAUAUGAACAAUUAAAGGAGUAUCAAAGUGCCUUGACAUUCUACAAAGAAGCUAAUAUCAUUCAUAAAGCAUUGAAUAAAACUUUUAAUGAACUACAAAAGACAGAAAAUGACAUUAAACGAAUACAAAAACACCUCUCAGAUCCAAUGUUGCGUCCAACGCAUCAAUUUAAAACACAAAGUUCUCAAAAUGAAGCACCUGCUGAUAUAGGUGCCAUUAAGUUCAAAACUGAGAGGAUAUCACCGCAGCUAUGUUCUACAGAAGUGCCAAUACAAGUAGUCACUCGACGUAUGAUUUUACUCGGACGUUCAAAUGAAGUAAAAAGUUCAUUUGGAGAUGCAUUACUUGCACAAGAUAAUUAUUUUAUGAUUAACCAAGGUUCAUCUUCAGUAACAUAUACAAAUGAAAGUAGUCAUAUCGUAGGCUUUCGAGACUUUUAUGGAAGAAAACUAAUGAUCGUUGAUACACCUGCUUUUGCUAAUGAAUAUGGUUCAAACUCUAUUAUACGAACGAAAAUUACACACUCACUAGAGCAAGCAGCGCCCGGGCCACAUGCUUUCUUAUUUGUGCUUGAAUUUACCCCUGAAUUGUCAUUUUCAGAAGAAGACGAUAAGAAACUGUGCGAAUUUCUUAUCAGCAUAUUUGGACCUACAAUUUACCAAUAUAUUGUCUUUGUAUUUACUAAUCUGGAGAAACUUCAAAGAGCUGGAAUCGAAAUUGAUCGAUAUCUCAAACAACGUUGUAGUCAAACAUUUAUUAAUUUAAUGAAGAGAUGUAAAAAUAGAUAUAUACCAAUCGACAAUCGAGCACCACCUAACGCUAAAGAUGCUAGUUUUGCUGAACUCUUGCUUAUUAUCGAUAGAAUGCUCAAUGAAAAUCAAGGAAAAGAAUACACAUACCAAUCGUCUUCGCUACAACAAACAUUAAAAUUCACAACACAAAUGUAA